UAGAUAGAUUAUACAUUUACAGUCUCAAAUAUCAUGUUUUCUGGCCUCACUGUUCAGACACCGAUGCUUUAAACUAGGAAUCAUUGAACACUUUAAACACUCCUGGGCAGAACUCAUUUUUACAUUGUUCUCAUGUCAGAUAGUUCACUUUUAGUUAUUUAAAUCUUUUUUUUUGUCAUCAAAUCAAACCUUGUAAACUGUUGGAUCUUACAACACAUUAAGUGUCCAUUAAGAUGCAAUAGUUUGAUGUUAUGCAAUACAAAUGUCCAUUUAACCGAUUCUGUCCGUGAAUGGGCAGGAAAGAGUCAGAUUACAGGAUGUGGAAUCAGUUUCACGCAGCGGGAGUGCUCGACUCGCGUCUAUUUGAUUCAAUGAACGAAUCAAUAAAAUGAACGGCUUGAUCAUUAAGAAAUUAUUUAGCGUUUUAUUUUUGUAUGUUAAAUGUUAAUGUUGUUUAAAAUUGUAGCGUUAACAGUAUUAAUAUGUAAACGUUUUAAUCCGCUGGGUGAACAACACAAGCACGCGAGUCGUGAUUCCCGAGUCUGCAAAAGAAUCGUUCAGUAAUCCAGCAGCUGGAUCGAGCUGUUGUGCUGCGCGAGAGCUCCGCUAUUUCAGGAUCAUGUUCGUCAUGCAGAUUCUGUCGGUGUUGCUCAUGUUGUUCGUGACUGAAGCUCUCAGCGCUGAACCAGAAGAGAAUGAAGUCCUCAAAUACUCAGACACACUGGACACACACCAGAAUGUAGUAACAUUCACCACUGGCAACUUUAGCGAUACAUCACACAAACCUUCGUUACCAGAUAUUGAUGAGUGUCACGAGGGCGACCCUGGCCCUUGCGGUUACCAUGCCAACUGCACAAACACACCCGGAUCCUUCCUGUGCAGCUGUUUCCGUGGUUACCUGAUGAGUGCGCAGGGAUGUACAGAUGUCGACGAGUGUGUGUUAGCAUCAGUGACGGGUCUGCAGGCGUGUGGAAGCGGAGCCGAGUGUAAAAACACACCGGGAUCUUUCACCUGCUCCUGUCCGGCGGGAUUCGUGCUGGCGCUCGACGGACACAACUGUGUCGACGUCGACGAGUGUAAUUUCGAGGAGAGCUGUCGGAGGGAACUGGGUAAUGUGUGUGUGAACACAGAGGGAAGCUACACAUGUGUGUGUCAGGCUGGAUUCAGAGAGGACCGGGCCGCGUGUGUCGAUGUGGAUGAGUGUGUGGAGGAGGAGCGUGUGUGUGUCGGUCGGGGGGAGUGUGAGAACACACCGGGCAGUUACAGGUGUGUGUGUCAGCGUGGUUACCGUGGCAACGGCACACAGUGCACAGAUGUAAACGAGUGUUUGAGCGGCGAUCACGGCUGUGACGGCAACGCUCGCUGCGGGAACGUCAUCGGAUCGUAUUUCUGCCAGUGUCUUCAGGGAUUCAGCGGAGACGGACACUCCUGCUACGAUGUGGACGAGUGCGCUCAGGAUAACGGAUUCUGUCAACACAACUGCACAAACCAGCUGGGAACGUACAGCUGUCACUGUAGAGCCGGAUACACAAUCACUGCAGACCAACACAACUGUUCAGAUGUGGACGAGUGUGUGAGCAGUUAUGACACAUGUGAACAGACCUGCACGAACACAGUGGGAUCGUUCCUGUGCUCGUGUGGAGACGGGUACGAGCUUCACAUCGACGGACACAGCUGUGUGGACAUCGACGAGUGUAAACUCCAGAACGGGGGCUGUUCUCACGAGUGCUCGAACACAGCCGGCGGUCACGCGUGUCACUGUCCCUUCCCUCUAAUCCUGGACCGCCACAACACAACCUGCGUCAACGUGAGCUCGUGUGCGCUGAGGAACGGCGGAUGUGAUCAGAUCUGCUCUGUGGGUUCAGAAGGGCUCGUUCAGUGCAGCUGCAGGGCAGGAUGGGAGCUGGACACCGACCAAAGGACCUGCGUUGACGUGGACGAGUGUGUGAGUUUUAACGGCGGCUGUGAGCAGGUGUGUGUGAAUCUCGCUGGCGGUUUUAAUUGCAGCUGUCGCUUGGGCUUUGAGUCGCGUAAAGACGACCCGACAAAAUGCCAACCGGUGUGUGAGCCUGCGUGUCAGAAUGACGGAGUGUGUGUGGCUCCGAACACCUGCGACUGUCCUGCCGGAUAUCCUGGAGCGGGAUGCUCAGCCAUGUGUUCUCCACCCUGCGCUCACGGCGGCUCCUGUAUGAGGUGGAACGUGUGUGUGUGUCCUCCGGGCUGGACGGGCGACGGCUGUCACACAGCUGUGUGUGAGCUGCCGUGCGGUAACGGUGGACGGUGCGUCGCUCCAAACACCUGCCAGUGUCCCUCAGACUACAGCGGACCACAGUGUCUCACACCUCUGUGUUCUCCUCCCUGUGUGAACGGCGGGAGGUGUGUGAACAUCAACACCUGCAGCUGUGUGGACGACUGGACAGGAGCUCGCUGUCAGAUAGGUGACCAAAUACACACACAC
Messenger RNA from Pimephales promelas (fathead minnow), 2458 nucleotides. NCBI's taxonomy places the organism in Eukaryota, Metazoa, Chordata, Actinopteri, Cypriniformes, Leuciscidae. The record is from RefSeq and is a predicted model, not a curated record.